CCACUCCAAGGGGCUCAUAAAUGCUGUCCCGGGGAAGGGGUAGGGGGCCUUUGGGGACCAGACGCCUGCAUCCGGGAUUCACCAUGAGAUGGUGAAUGAGAGAAGAGAAGGAAGAGAAGCGGCACAGUGAGGCUAUCCCAGGGGCAGAUCUUGCACAUAUGGGGCAUUGGGCGAGGGAGCUGCGUAUGGGAGGCUAGUGUUAGAUGGGUAGAGAGGCCAUGAGAUCAGCUGUACCAGUUUCUGAAGAGCAUUUAAAACCAGGAGGGUUGUUUUAAGCAGCUCCCUGGAGUCAGGGAUGGUGUCUGAGGACAGAGACUGUGUAUGUGGAGGAGAAGGCAGCCACAGCAUCUGACAAGUGCUGGAGUGUGGAGAGCAGAGACUGAGGUUGCUCAUAGGGAAAGGAGCUGCAGCAGUCAGGGUAAGAGGAGAUCUACUGCAGGGUCGUGCCUGUGGCUUAUCCUACGGGUGUGGAGUAACUUCCUUAAAGAUGAAGGGGAAAGAGCUCAGCUCCAGAAUCCUGUGGCACCUGCUAAGGCAAUACCUGCGCAAUAGCCUGAGGGUACUGAAAGUGCGAGGAGCUCUCUACUCCAUGAGAAAGCAUGAGUUCCUUUCCCCAGCGCUGUUGCAGGCACUCGGGAAGCAGUGUCCCAGCCUCUAUCACCUGUGCCUGACCCAGGCUGACCUCCGUCGGCUCCCAUAUGACUGUAUACCGUCUUCUCUAAAGAGCCUGAAGCUGAGCCAGUGUGAGAUCCCAGCUGUGUGGUUCCAAAAAUCUGCAUCUCCAGAGACUCCCAGAGUCCUGCCACAACUGCAGCAUCUCAUGAUCCAUAACGUCUCUGCCUUUUCUGAUCAGCAUCUGCUUAACGUAUCAUCUCAGACCAGCCUAAGGACACUGACCCUCUCUGGAACCUACCGGCUGACGGACGCUGGAAUUCAGAGAGCAGCCCCAUAUCUGGAGGACCUGGAAUGCCUGGUCCUGCGCAAAUGUGUCAUUACAGAUGCUGCUGUUCACUUCAUCGGGCGUCACAUGAAACAGCUCCGCUCUUUGGAAUUCAGCAAUACUUGUUCCCUAACAGAUGCAGGCCUGGCUUGUUUAGCAGCCUUGAAGUGCUUGGAAACCCUCCACCUCGAGUCCAGGUUUAAGCUUUCCCCCGAUGCCAUUGUUGCUGUGUGCCAGGCACUCCCCCAGUUAAGCAAUCUCAAUUUAGAUGGGAUUGACUUUGAAGACCAGACAAUACAUAAAAUUCAGGCAAGUUUGCCCAACUGCCGUUUCUAAUGUGCUCCCUGACACACAUUCUGAGGCGAAAUGUUAACAGUGGGGAGUUGUAUGGAACACAUGAGGGUGAGCUGUGGGGUGUUCACCCCCUUGAAAUAACUCCCAGAAUUGCUUCUUCUGGGCAGGGUUGUACUCCCAGUGGCAGUUGCAUUUAUCUGUCAUAGAUUCAUAGAUUCUAGGACUGGAAGGGACCUCGAGAGGUCAUCGAGUCCAGUCCCCUGCC
Messenger RNA from Chrysemys picta bellii (western painted turtle), 1499 nucleotides. RefSeq names its product F-box and leucine rich repeat protein 12 (gene FBXL12). NCBI's taxonomy places the organism in Eukaryota, Metazoa, Chordata, Testudines, Emydidae. The record is from RefSeq and is a predicted model, not a curated record. Gene Ontology annotation, molecular function: protein binding. Gene Ontology annotation, biological process: SCF-dependent proteasomal ubiquitin-dependent protein catabolic process. Gene Ontology annotation, cellular component: SCF ubiquitin ligase complex.